Molecule: messenger RNA, 605 nt
Organism: Daphnia magna
Lineage: Eukaryota; Metazoa; Arthropoda; Branchiopoda; Diplostraca; Daphniidae
Product: pro-resilin
Exons: 3
Coding region: 148-531 (127 amino acids)
Cellular component (GO): extracellular matrix
Source: RefSeq, a predicted model, not a curated record
UUAAUGGCCAAUUUUCGAUCUUAAUUUUGGAGUUAAUUGUUUUCCAAUAGGAAACUCUUUGUAUAUAAAUACCAAGUGACUCUGCUUCAAUGGAUAUCAGUAACUUGUGCUCCGUUGAACCAACAACAACUUCAUCCCAGUAUUACAAUGAAGUUCCUCGUUUUGGCCGUUUUGAUCGCUGUAGCUGUUGCCGACACUGCCUACCCCGAGUACCCAGCCACCUACGACAAACCUUCUUACGAUUACGCUCCUCAGCCGUACAGCUACUCUUACGCUGUUAAGGACGAGGCUUCCUACAACGAUUAUUCCCAUUCAGAGAGCAGUGAUGGAAAGGUGGUGACCGGAUCUUACAGUGUCGCUCUUCCCGAUGGCCGUACUCAAGUUGUGACCUACAAGGCUGACAGCUACGGAUACGUGGCUGAUGUCAAGUACAUUGGCGAAGCGAAAUAUCCCGAGUACAAGCCAUCAUCUUACAGUCCGUCCUAUGACCCUCCUGCUUAUUCCACCGUCUAUCCCGAUUCAACUUACUAACGCAAUUUCUCGAGCUCGAGUGUAAAUUAUUUUCAAAGAUAUUAUCUGCACUUCAAUACACUAUUACUACAUCA